Messenger RNA from Ochotona curzoniae (black-lipped pika), 936 nucleotides. RefSeq names its product olfactory receptor 6C3. The transcript has a single exon. Gene Ontology annotation, biological process: G protein-coupled receptor signaling pathway. Lineage: Eukaryota; Metazoa; Chordata; Mammalia; Lagomorpha; Ochotonidae. Gene Ontology annotation, molecular function: G protein-coupled receptor activity; olfactory receptor activity. Gene Ontology annotation, cellular component: membrane. Bases 1 to 936 code for a protein of 311 amino acids. The record is from RefSeq and is a predicted model, not a curated record.
AUGAAUCGCACAGUGAUCACUAGGUUUGUUCUCCUAGGUCUUUCUGAUGAUCCUCACCUUCAGGUUGUGAUCUUUAUCUUUUUAUUCAUCACCUAUAUAUUGAGUGUAACUGGAAACUUGACCAUCAUCACCCUAACUUUGGUGGACUCCCAUCUACAGACACCGAUGUAUUUCUUCCUCCGGAACUUCUCUUUCCUAGAAAUCUCAUUCACCACUGUCUGCAUCCCAAGGUUUCUGGGGGCAAUCAUCACUGGAGAUAGAACCAUUUCUUAUAAUAACUGUGCAGCCCAGAUCUUCUUCUUUAUCUUCAUGGGAGUCACUGAGUUUUACAUCCUCACCGCCAUGUCCUAUGACCGCUAUGUUGCCAUCUGCAAGCCCCUUCAUUACACUACCAUCAUGAGCAGGAAACUCUGCACCCUGCUUGUGCUGUGUGCCUGGGUGGGGGGCUUCCUCACCAUUUUCCCACCCCUCAUGCUUCUGCUCCAGCAGGACUACUGUGCUUCUAACAUCAUUGAUCACUUUGCCUGUGACUACUUCCCCCUCUUACAGCUGUCUUGCUCAGAUACCAGGCUCCUGGAAGUCCUUGGCUUUUACUUUGCCUUGGUUGCUUUGCUCUUCACUUUGGCCUUGGUGAUCUUAUCAUACAUGUACAUUAUCAGGACUAUCCUGAGAAUCCCCUCCGCCAGUCAGAGGAAAAAGGCUUUCUCCACCUGCUCCUCUCACAUGAUUGUCAUUUCCAUUUCCUACGGAAGCUGCCUUUUCAUGUAUGUUAAUCCCUCUGCCAAGGAAAAGUCAUCCUUGACCAAAGGAGUGGCCAUUCUCAACACCUCUGUGGCCCCCAUGCUGAACCCCUUCAUUUACACUCUAAGGAACCAGCAGGUAAAACAAGCCUUCAGAGAUGUGGUCCACAAGGUAGUUCUUUCUGCAAGCAAAUGA